CAGAUGCGACAUCCGGUUCCGUCUCUCUUUUCAGCAAUUCGUGUGCACAGCGUGUUUUACUUUUGCAGUUUUUCCCAAUUUUCCCAUAGAAAAUGGGUCGCGUCAGGACAAAGACGAUUAAAAAGGCCGCAAAGGUGAUAAUUGAAAAAUACUAUACGCGCCUCACAUUGGAUUUCCAUACAAACAAGCGAAUCUGCGAGGAAGUGGCUAUUAUCCCCACAAAACCCCUCAGGAACAAGAUUGCCGGAUAUGUAACACAUCUGAUGAAGCGGCUCCGUCACUCCCAGGUUCGAGGGAUUUCGAUUAAGCUGCAGGAAGAGGAGCGCGAACGUCGUGACAACUACGUUCCCGAUGUCUCUGCUCUGGAGCAGGACAUUAUUGAGGUGGAUCCUGAGACCAAGGAGAUGUUGAAGAUGCUCGACUUCCACAAUCUCACUGGGCUCCAGCUGACACAGCCCACAACAACCUUCAAUAGGCGCAACUAAGCUCCUUUGUGCCCCUAAGAAGAAAAAUAAGUGAAAUACAGCUUAUUUAAAAGCCCAA
Messenger RNA from Phlebotomus papatasi, 543 nucleotides. RefSeq names its product 40S ribosomal protein S17 (gene RpS17). NCBI's taxonomy places the organism in Eukaryota, Metazoa, Arthropoda, Insecta, Diptera, Psychodidae. Gene Ontology annotation, molecular function: structural constituent of ribosome. The transcript is spliced from 3 exons. The record is from RefSeq and is a predicted model, not a curated record. Gene Ontology annotation, biological process: translation. Gene Ontology annotation, cellular component: ribosome. Bases 93 to 485 code for a protein of 130 amino acids.